Lathyrus sativus (Indian pea) is the source of this 1509-nucleotide messenger RNA. NCBI's taxonomy places the organism in Eukaryota, Viridiplantae, Streptophyta, Magnoliopsida, Fabales, Fabaceae. The record is from the annotation of a GenBank genome assembly.
AUGGAGUUUUUCAAUAAAUCAAAAGUGAUUAAGCUUCGAAGCCAUCUAGAUAAGUACCUAAUAGUAGACGACAACAAAAUCAGCAAAAUCAAAAUCCGUCAGGAUCGAAACGGAACGGUUAGAAGGGCUGAGUGGACUGUAGAAGAAGUACAGAAUUAUCCUCACGUCAUACGGUUAAAGAGCUAUAACGGAAAAUACUUAACGGCAACGGAAAUACCGUUUCGGUUAGGCGUGACGGGAAAAACGGUUAUAUUAACGGAGUUAGAAGAAGGUUUAGUAGAUGGAAAAAAUGAGUGGGAACCGAUAAGGGAUGGGUUUCAGAUAAAGUUGAGGAGUUGGUGCGGGAAGUAUUUAAAGGGAAACGGCGGAGCUCCGCCGUGGAGGAACAGUGUAACGACGGAUGAUUCGUUUGGUUCCGUGAAACAUGAUUCUGUUCUGUGGGAUGUUGAAGCGGUGGUGGUGGAAGAGAAUAUGAAUGAAAUAGUUUUUGAGAGGUUGUUAUCGUCUUUUGCUUCUGAUGAUGUUUCUUUUGAAUCUGAUACGGAGUCUCCGGUGUCUGUUUUCUCCCUUUCGUCGCCGCCGGCAAGAGAGAAUUUUCAGACAACAAAACCCAACAAGCUACGAACUGGAAUGGAUUUCUUCCACAGAGCAAAAGCAGUCCGUCUCAAAAGCCACCACAACAAAUACCUUCUAGCAGAAGAAGAUGAAGAAUCCGUCACACAACACAGGAACGGUUCCUCAAAUAACGCUAAAUGGACUGUCGAGUAUGUCCCAGAUUACGACAACGUUAUCCGUCUCAAAAGCUGUUACGGUAAAUACCUCACAGCUUCCGACCAGCCUUUCCUUCUCGGCAUGACCGGUCGGAAAGUUCUUCAAACAAUUCCAAAUACAAUCGAUUCUUCUGUUGAAUGGGAACCCGUUAGAGACGGAGUUCGUGUGAAGCUGAAGACACGGUAUGGGAAUUUUCUUAGAGGGAAUGGUGGGUUGCCACCGUGGAGGAAUACUGUGACGCAUGAUAUUCCUCAUAGAACUGUUACUCAGGAUUGGAUUUUGUGGGAUGUUGAUGUUGUUGAGAUUAAUGUUAGUAACCAUGGUUCGGAUCCAGCUUCUGAAAACAACAACGCUCCCUCACCUGCUGUUGUUGUGCCUACUGUUUCUGCAAGCUUUUCUAGGCAACAGUCUAAUGAAUCGAGUGUUGGUGUCUCUCCAAAGACGAAAGAGGGUAGGGUUAUAUACUACCAUGUUGCUGAAGAUGAUAGAGAGGUGAGUGAUGAAGGUGUGGAAGGUUAUUCUUUGGUUUUCAAAGGGAAUGGAGUUGAUGAUUUGAGGAAGAAAUUUGAGGAAGAGACAGGGUUAGAGGGAAUCAUUGUGUGUAAUAAGAGUCCUUUGAAUGGAAAACUUUAUCCUCUUCGUUUGCAGCUUCCUCCAAACAAUGUCACUAUGCAUGUUGUUUUGGUUCUUCCCUUCUCAAAAGUGGCAACAGAGUUGGAGGCACAAGGUUUGCUUUGA